Molecule: messenger RNA, 2025 nt
Organism: Sinocyclocheilus rhinocerous
Lineage: Eukaryota; Metazoa; Chordata; Actinopteri; Cypriniformes; Cyprinidae
Product: porphobilinogen deaminase-like
Exons: 14
Coding region: 206-1282 (358 amino acids)
Biological process (GO): heme biosynthetic process
Cellular component (GO): cytoplasm
Molecular function (GO): hydroxymethylbilane synthase activity
Source: RefSeq, a predicted model, not a curated record
GUGGCGCUGCAUGACGAGCAUGAACACACUCGCCGACCAGCGUGUUUCUGUCAGACGUCUAGGUCACGCAGAACUCGGGUCACGAGUUUGAGGUAGCAGUUGGGAAUUGUCGAAACCAGCCAUUUAACCAAAGCAACUGUGCAAAUGAGUGAAAAAUCUUGACGAUACAGUUCGGGGAACACAUCGUUCCACUUUCACAGCGGAGAUGUCUGGGAACGGUAGUAUUUGUCAAGAAGGAAAUGGCAAAGUCAGUCGAGUUAUUCGCAUGGGAACAAGGAAGAGCCAGCUGGCUCGUAUUCAAACAGACAGUGUGGCCGGCAGACUGAAAGAGCUUUAUCCAGACGUUCAUCUAGAAAUUGUUGCCAUGUCUACAAUUGGGGACAAAAUCCUGGACACUGCAUUAUCAAAGAUUGGCGAAAAGAGCCUCUUUACCAAAGAGCUGGAGAAUGCCCUCGAGAAAAAUGAAGUGGAUAUUGUGGUGCACUCUCUUAAGGAUUUACCUACCUCAUUGCCCCCUGGAUUCACUAUUGGAGCUAUUCUUCAGAGGGAAAAUCCCCAUGAUGCAGUGGUGCUUCAUCCAAAGAAUGCUGCACUUACCCUAGACAGCUUGCCAGAGAAGAGCGUGAUUGGCACAAGUUCACUUCGCAGAGCAGCUCAGCUGAAGAAACGAUUCCCUCAACUGGAGUUUGAAAAUAUUAGGGGGAACCUAAACACCCGUCUGAAGAAGCUGGAUGAAAAGGACGACUAUGCUGCCAUUAUUCUGGCCGCAGCAGGCCUUAAACGUAUGGGCUGGGAAAGCAGAAUCAGUCAGAUUCUGGGCCCUGAAGAUUGCAUGUAUGCUGUUGGCCAGGGAGCACUGGCAGUGGAAGUCAGAGCACAAGAUAAAGACAUUCUGGAAAUGGUGUCUGUCUUGCACCAUCCAGACACAGUGCUGCGGUGCAUCUCAGAGAGAGCUUUUCUCAAGCAGCUGGAAGGAGGCUGCAGUGUGCCUGUUGCUGUUCAUACAGAAGUGAAAGGAUCCAUGCUGUAUUUGACUGGAGCAGUUUAUAGUUUGGAUGGAGCUGAUUGCUUGAAGGACACUAUGCAGACGGUUGUGGAAAUUGACAACAAAGUGAGCGAGAGUGCACAGGAGUGUGAACACGUUGGAGUCACUGCCAACAGUGUAUCAUCAUCAGCCCUCGAAGCUGCUGAGAAACUGGGAAUGGAUCUGGCAAAUGCUCUCCUUAAUAAGGGGGCCAAAGACAUUCUCACAACAGCCAGGACACUAAAUGAUGCUCGAUAGCUGGCUUUUUACAUUUUGUGCACUGGAGUAUUAGACCUAGUUUUGGAACCUUUGACAUGCUGUUAACUUGGAUAAACCGUGCACUCAACUACAUGCUCUAUAGCCGAAUCUCCAGAGCUUAAAUAUAACCUUGAUUGGCUGUAUAAAUCUGUAUGUAAAAACAACCGACAAAUCACUUCAGAUACUAUACCUCAGUUUGACAAUGUGACAGCAGCAAUUUUUCUCUCAGCUGCUGGUUCAUACACAAGACAUUUCUACUGUUGUGACUACCAUCAUCUCUUCUCAGGCACAGAAUUCUGGAAGAAUUCAUUCUGAUGGUCUUCCAUUUCUAAUGUCAGACUCCCACCUUUAUUUAUGAACCACUUGAAAAUGAGGUGGUCAAAAUAGCUCUUUUAUAUCUGGCCAUGGUUUUUAAAUUGAGAAUCGAGUAUUUUUUAUCUUUAUGUACCUCUAACAAAAUAUGGCAUUUUUAUAUACGAUGCAUUUUAGUAAUGGAGAAUAUUUAUUAAUCACAAUGAUGAGGUGCUAAGAUGUAGUUUUUUUCAAGUUCUUUAGAACCUGGGCUCCAUGUAAGAUUUUUUUGACAAAGUGGGCAAUUUAAAGAAUGUUAAGUUUUAUAUUUAGAAUAUUUUUAUAUAGUUUUGAUCCCACAAUGUAAUUAAAUUAACCAGCAAAUUCUUCGACCUACAACGCUACUUUCUACAAUUAUAUCAAUAUGAAAAGUUUGUAAUAAAAAAAAAAAA